Mycotypha africana is the source of this 1890-nucleotide messenger RNA. Its product is annotated as glycoside hydrolase superfamily. NCBI's taxonomy places the organism in Eukaryota, Fungi, Mucoromycota, Mucoromycetes, Mucorales, Mycotyphaceae. The record is from RefSeq and is a predicted model, not a curated record. The coding region runs from base 109 to 1839 and encodes 576 amino acids. The transcript has a single exon. Gene Ontology annotation, biological process: carbohydrate metabolic process; glycosaminoglycan metabolic process. Gene Ontology annotation, cellular component: membrane. Gene Ontology annotation, molecular function: beta-N-acetylhexosaminidase activity.
UGUCUUUAUUCUUUAUUCUUCUCCUUUUAUUCAGCAUUAAAACUCUAUCCUUAAAGCCGAAAAAAAACUAGGUAAUAAUAGAGUACAUUACGAUCAAAUACUACUAAGAUGAAGUUGCUAUCCAUACUCGCCGCCUGUGCGUUGAUUUCUACUGGUAUUGAAGCCAAAACAUUCCUUUUCCCGGAGCCUCAAGAAGUUGCUUGGUCAGGCACUGCCGCCCCUCUUUCUAACCAUUUCAAAAUCACUGGCAUCGACAAUAAACAUGUUCAAAAAGCUGCUGAUCGCUACCUCUCCUUAAUUAAAAAAGAAAAAUGGGUUCCUGUCCAAGUUCCUACUGACAAAGAAUUUGCCCCUACUGUGAACAGGCGUCAUGAGUUACAAGGCCUCAAAGUCAAGGUCAAGGACAACAAAGUGAAGCUCGAUAUGGAUGUGGAUGAAUCCUAUGAUCUCCACGUUCCUAAAAAUGGCGGUUAUGCUACUUUGUCUGCUCCUACUUGGGUGGGUGCUCUUCGUGGUCUCGAAACAUUUUCUCAAUUGGUCACUUCGGAUGAAAACAGCAAGAGCAAACAUCACAGUGGUGAUCUCAUCGUUCACGGCGCUUCCAUCUCUGAUACUCCUCGCUUCGGACAUCGUGGUAUCUUACUGGAUACCUCACGUAACUACUACCCUGUUGAGUCCAUUCUACGUGUCAUCGAUGCACAAGCUUACAACAAGAUGAACGUAUUGCAUUGGCACGCAACAGAUUCGCAAUCCUGGCCUCUUGAAUACAAGUCUCACCCCGAACUGUCCGAUAAAGGAGCUUAUUCGGCUAAAGAAGUAUAUACCCCCGAAGACGUCCAAAAGGUCAUCUCCUAUGCCGAAGAACGUGGUGUUCGUGUUGUUCUCGAAAUCGAUAUGCCCGCUCAUACGGCUUCUAUUAAAGAAUCUCAUCCUGAUUACAUGCUCUGUACUGAUCAAUUCUGGGCCGCUUAUGCUGCUGAACCUCCUGCUGGUCAAUUGAAUCCUCUCAACGAAGACGCCCUUCAAUUGAUGAAAGAUCUCCUCAAAGAAGGUGCAAGUACCUUCCCUGACACUUUGAUCCACGCCGGUGGUGACGAAAUUAACACAGCCUGCUGGAACCUUAGUAAAGAAGUUCAAGAUUACGUUGCUAAACACAACAUGUCCGACACAAAGGAGGUUUGGUUCGAAUGGACAAACAAAAUUCUAGACUAUAUUCAGAAAGAUAUUCCAGAGAAGCGACCUAUUAUUUGGGAAGACCCUAUCAAGGAUGGUGGUAGCUAUCCCAAGCAUACUGUCGUUCAAACUUGGUUGGCCCCUCCUGCUAACUACACCUCCAUCGGUCACGAUGUCAUUGUCUCUAACUUUGAUUACUUCUAUUUGGAUUGCGGUCAUGGUGGUUGGGUCGGUGACGAUAACCGUUAUGUCAGCCCUGCUCAAGUCGAAACCCCUGAUGACACUUUCAACUACGGUGGUAACGGUGGUUCAUGGUGCGCUCCUUUCAAGACAUGGCAAAGAAUUUAUACAUACGAUAUGACUUAUGGCGUUGAAAAGAGUCAUAAAGGUAAGAUUCUUGGUGGUGAAGUGGCCAUGUGGUCUGAACAAACCGGCCCCACUGUCUUGGAAGGUCGUCUCUGGCCCAGAUCUGCUGCCGCUGCUGAAAUUUACUGGUCAGGUUCAUACGAUAAGAAGGGCAAUCGCCGUACUAUAAAGCAAGUAUCUGAACGUUUCUAUGACUGGGUUUACCACUUACAAGCUCGUGGCAUUGACGCUGAACCUGUUCAGCCAAGAUAUUGUGCCACGCAUCCUAAUGCCUGUGACCUUAAUGAUCCCAACGCCUAAUUGACAACGAAUUAACUUAACAUGAAAGAAUAUUUAAUAACAGUAUUUAUC